UUUUGAAAUUUGCUGGCUAGCGAGCUAGCUGCUAGCAUACACCUCGGAUGUAUAAUAAUAAGUAGUAUUUUCCCCCUUAACAUGGCGUCGUAUCAUCAUUUAUUACAACACGGAAAACCGCGGUCUGAAUCUCCUGCUAAGGUGUUUGCUAAGCUAAAAUCCAAAGUACAGAGAGAGGGGAUGUGCGCGAACGAGAGGAUUGGUACGAGCAGGGAUCCGCAGUGUAACGUUGGAGAGAAACACGGAGCAGAUUUUAAGUCGCACAUGAGGAAAACAGAGAACACCUGGAUGACCCGUGAGUUCAAGGAGAAUCAGAGGCCCGGUUCAUGUCGCAAUGAAGCGCUGGCCUUGACCCUUUCGCCCAUAUCAAGUCCUCAGAAAACCUACGGGUACUCAGACAUCAAUAACAAACCCGUGGAGGAAAUGCCCCCUUUGGCUGAAAUAGGACAUGGAUGCACACCAAGAAGGGGAGCCUUCCUGGAGUCGACGGCUGUGCCUCAGCCCCUCUCUCCGGUCAGCAGAAAGCAGAUCCACACAGAACCACUUCAGAUCGGAGACUUGGAUGGUUUCGUUGUGACCAGCAGAACUCCAGUAAAGAUACAGCCAGUAGAAAAUGACUGUGUGAGGAGUGUGUUUGAGGAGGAGGGUGCCCCUCUUAUGUGCUCAGCCUAUAAGUUCUCCCCCAUGAGGAAGAGGUUGAGGAAGAGAAAAUUGGAGCCAUGGGGGUUCAGUAACAUCAGCAGCAACACAGAGGAGAUCAGCAGUGAAGCCUCAAGUCAGCAACAGGGAAGGAAAACUUCCAGUGAGGAUGACACCCACAACUACACUUGCAUAGAUAAUCUGGGUCAUGUUAGAAGAUUCUCCGCUGGCCGUUCAGAGAUGAGCCACUUCCCCCACGAAGCCGUAUUCCCACCACCGAGGCCCACCGCAAAGAAACGUUGCAAUUUUUUUACGGAAAAAGUCCCUCCGAUGUCUCCAGCCAAGAUGUUUGCUUACAUGAAGGAAAGGGAAGGCAAAACAGAGCAGCAAGAAGUUCCUAAUGUCAGCAGCAGCAUGAGGCAUCUCUUUAGUGGGGGUAGUUCCCAUCCAACCAGAGAUGCACCUGCCUCCAACACUCACAAUGUGGGUGAGAUGCAGGAUGGUGCCUUUACAGAUGUUCCAGAAAGUGUGGCUUCUGUCAACCGGUCCAGAGCAGAUUUAGCUGACAACCAAUCAGCUACAGACUCCUCUGAGGAUGUUCUGAUCCCUGCUGUGCCAUCACACCCUGUUUUGCUGGAGGACCCGCUCAUACUGAAUUCGCCGCGGAUCUCCAUACCGCAGAAAAACGAGGCUGUGUUCAAACGCAACAAAUGGUCCCAAGCCACAGAAUUCCCAAGUGAGAGUGUGAUUUAUCUCAAAAAGUGGUUUCUGAGGAGGAAUCAUAAGGGCCUGUUUGUUGAUGGAAUCCACUGGGAGGACAACAUACCAUGGAACAGCAACAUCAUUGUGGACAGGGUGUCGAGUUCUGUGCUGAGGAGCAUCUCCGGCAGGGUUUACAUCCUGGUCGGCAAGAUGAACUUGGGUGUUGACUCUGUGUUUCCGAAGUGGCUGUUGAAGAAUUUUGUUAAUGGUUUUCCUUCAGACUGGAAGGCACUUUAUGAGAAGUUUCUGUCAAACUCAACAAACGACACCAGCAGAGAAACAGAGAGGAACAGUGAAAGGAGAGGCAUCAUGGCAAAGACUAAACCUGAGGCAUCCUCCAUCAACUGUUCUGUGAAGCAACAACGGCAAAAGCCUUUAAAGACAUCUGAUUCCUGUCCUCCUGCCUCCUCGUCUUGUACAAAAACGUCUCGGAGCGGUCGCGUCAUCAAGCCGCCUCUGGAGUACUGGAAAGGAGGGCGAGUCAUUCUGGAUGCAGACAUGAAUGUUACCAUCCACGAAUGUUACAAUACCUCCAUCUGCAACCCUGAGAUCACUACAACAGUGUCUGCGAGGGUGUCACAGAAACUUGCCCAUGCAUUCCUGCCCUGCAGCAGAGGCCGUAAGCAAUGUGAAUCAUCCAGCAACGAAGAGGCAUCGGUACCACUGAGGAGGGUCAAGGCUCCACUCCGCAAAAGCAACAGAGCCAAGGUUAACCCUGGCAAGAAGGCCUCUUACUCACCUGAACCCCCUGUGGAGACACUUAGCACACCUGAAGAGAGGCCUGGCAGAAGGACGAGGUCCAGGCAAAGGUAUUCAGCGGAAGAGAGCAAGCCUGAAAAGUCUUCAACACAGUCAAAAAAACAGCCACAAGACACCACAAGGCGUUCAGCGAGCACCUUGCGGCGCAAACGGACCGUCCCUGUAUCGCCAGAAUCUGCAACCGUUAAUGAUGAAACAUCACAGGAUCAGUCACCAAGUGCUGACCUUCCCAUCAGGAGGAAGACGCGAGGGAAGGGAGUGCACAGGAAGGGAGGCGAGAAGUCACAGCCAAGCCACACGUUUCUGCCAAGCAAGUCGUCAGAGUCCUCUGAGGAGAGCGGGACGGAACCGAGGAAGAGAACCAGAGUGAGAAAAAAUGGACAUGCUGCACAAACACAAACAAAACAGAGCAAAUGCACCAAUGCAUCACGAGCUGCAAAGCCCCAGUCGACACAGUCCAGCAGGAAACACGGGGAAGACAAAAACAACACAUUGAUUCCACAAGAACAAGAUGAAUACAAGUGGACCGAGGCAGAGCUCAUGAAGCUACAAGAGGCUGUGUCCUUGUAUCCUAAACACAUGGCAGGCUACUGGGCAAAGGUGGCGAGGCUCGUUGGAACACGCUCUGCAGAGGAGUGCCACAAUCAGUACACAUCCCAGGGAACCUCAAAGACCCCAGCCAAGAAAGCCAGGAAACCCAAAAAGAAAAAGAUCGAAGCACCAAAAGACCCAGUUGUUACAGAUCACCCUGUGAUUUCUGCCCGAGCGGGGACCUUGAAGCGGAAGCAGCAAGUGCGUCAGUUCCUGGAGAACAUGCCCAGAGAAGACGUCGAUGACGUUUUCAGCUCUGCGUUCAUGCAGAAUAAACGGUUUGAGAUGCCCUCCAUGUGUCCAAGUGAUGAGCAUGACUUCACGUUGUCAGACCUGGAGCCCAUGACCCCCAUGUCGACAGGUUUCCCCGAAGUAAAGACUCCACAGUGUCUGCAUAUCACUCCCGGCAUGAUGGGCUCUCCCAACAGGAGCAAUGACGACAAGUAUGUCUUUCAACUCCAGAAGAGGAUGAAAAAACGUCAGUUUAACGUCUGCAAACCAGCUGCUCCCUCAAAGAGAUUCACGCCCACGCCAUCAGUUAAACGAACAAUGAGAAGAUGUGCUAACACAGAAAACGACACCUUUGUUGUUUGGGAGAUGUUCCCAGGAAAUGAUGGAGCGCUGUCUGACAGCGGAGGGGAAGAGGAUUUUUACUUCUCAGACAAUGACUGAUUGGAUCUGAAAUGUCAUGUCAUUGAAAAUAAAAAAAAAAAGAUCUAAUUAUUCACAAAUUAAAAUCAGUGGAGCUGAGGAGAGAUGUGACUCUUUGCUUAAUUCAUCAAAUGUAAACAAUAAAACAGCUGAAAAUUUGCUCCCCGGCCUUUUAUGCCAGCUUUUAAACAAACCCUGCGAUAGAAUGUAUAAAAAUGCAAAGACAUUUUUUGUUUUGAGACAACGUGGCCUUUUCUAAUUAAUGAAUUCUUAAAAAUUGUUUUACAAAUAUAAACAUCUGAUGCUGUCAUAAAAAGAUUCGUGCUUCUGUUUUCCAGUAUGUACCUGUAAAUAUAGUUUUUGUUUCAAGUCUUAGCUCCAAGAGUCAGUUGUAACUAUUCUUUUAAUAAACAUUCUUUAAUUCUUAGUUAUGGUUUAUUUGUGUACAUGACAUGUUUAGAGAGUAAAGAGAUCUAUGGAAAUAGUUGAUCUGAAGGAUGUAUGGAGGUUAAAGGAUGUAAAAAAGAAAAUCCA
Molecule: messenger RNA, 3936 nt
Organism: Chelmon rostratus (copperband butterflyfish)
Lineage: Eukaryota; Metazoa; Chordata; Actinopteri; Chaetodontiformes; Chaetodontidae
Gene: mis18bp1
Product: MIS18 binding protein 1
Exons: 16
Coding region: 82-3423 (1113 amino acids)
Source: RefSeq, a predicted model, not a curated record